Molecule: messenger RNA, 660 nt
Organism: Ceratina calcarata
Lineage: Eukaryota; Metazoa; Arthropoda; Insecta; Hymenoptera; Apidae
Gene: Bin1
Product: histone deacetylase complex subunit SAP18
Exons: 4
Coding region: 120-581 (153 amino acids)
Biological process (GO): negative regulation of DNA-templated transcription
Cellular component (GO): nucleus
Molecular function (GO): transcription corepressor activity; transcription factor binding
Source: RefSeq, a predicted model, not a curated record
UCGAACACACACAUACAACACUGAAUCGAGUUUGUCUCGUUUGCCUGUUUACAUAUCGCAAUUCAUUUGUUUCAUAAUAAUUGUUCAUUCCGUGCUGGUUUGUCCAAAUUAUUAAAAAUAUGACUUCUGCAAUUGAAUCGAUGGUGGUCGAUGAAAAACAAUUACCGGAGAAGCCCAUUGAUCGUGAAAAGACCUGUCCACUCCUAUUAAGAGUAUUUUGCAACACUGGCAGGCAUCACAAUAUAAUGGAAUAUAGUAGAGGGAACGUUCCCUCGAAUGAAUUACAAAUAUACACUUGGAUGGAUGCAACCUUAAGAGAGAUAACAGGAUUGGUCAAAGAAGUGAAUCCAGACGCAAGAAGUAAAGGCACUUAUUUUGACUUUUCACUCGUAACGCCAGAAAUGAGGAAUUCUGGUUAUAGAAUGCGGGAGAUUGGAGUGACCUGUUCCGGACAAAAGGGGGCUGAUGAUAAUAAAACAUUGGCACAAGCAAGGUUCACUAUUGGCGAUUACUUAGACAUAUCAAUUACACCACCGAAUCGUCAACCUGCAAUUCGACGAGGUGCAUUAAGACAAUAUUGAAUUUAGCACGAUAAUUAUUACUAAGUUGUACUUGACUUAAUAAUUUUUUACGAUUCAUUAAUAAAUUAUGUACAUUAUA